Messenger RNA from Rosa chinensis, 1488 nucleotides. RefSeq lists its product as uncharacterized. The transcript has 6 exons. The record is from RefSeq and is a predicted model, not a curated record. NCBI's taxonomy places the organism in Eukaryota, Viridiplantae, Streptophyta, Magnoliopsida, Rosales, Rosaceae. The coding region runs from base 329 to 1258 and encodes 309 amino acids.
GGAUCCGACUUCAACGCAAAACUGCUGUCUUCGUAUUUGGGAUGCUCAAAUUUUUUCCCUACUGUCCUAAUUAGUUAAUCAUCCUUUUGGAUCAUCGUACAACUAUUAACUACCCUUCACCAGAAUUUCAACCAACACAAAGCAAGAGAAACAAAGAGAGCACAGACACUAAGUUCGUUUCAAGGGAAGGAGGAGGAGGCCUAGCUAGUUCCCCACCAGAAACGACAGUUUUCCUCUCUCUUUUUCUUGCCGGAGUCCUAAUUGUUGCCCUGCACCAGGGAAAUGCCAAGCUUAAGGACCUGAAACCUGGUUUGAGUCGCAUAGUAUAAUGGAAUCUGAUUCAGAUGUUGAUUUUGCUAGCGUACAUGGAGGUGCUUCUGAUCAGAAGUACUUAUUCCGUCCUAAAGCAGGACUACGCAUUCCUUGUUCAGCGGUAGAGAAGCCAACUCCAGGAUCCUGGUCUGAAAUCUCGCCUUCAGUCUUUAAGCUCCGCGGGGUGAACUAUUUCAAAGACAAACAGAAGUACCCUGCUCCAAACUACAGCUCAUAUGUACCAAUUGGUAUUGAUUUGUUUAUCUGCCCAAGGAAGAGAGAUCACAUUGCUCAGCAUCUUGAGCUUCCUUCUGUAGAACCACAUGACAAAGUUCCUUCCCUCCUUAUUGUUAAUAUACAGUUUCCUACAUAUCCUAUUACAAUGUUCCCUAGUGAAUGUGAUGGUGAAGGCAUGAGUCUUGUAUUAUACUUUAAAGUCAGUGAAAAUUUUGACAAAGACAUCUCUCCUCAGUUUCAAGAAUUCAUCAAGAGAUUUGUUGAGGAUGAUACCGAAAUGGUUAAGGGGUUCACAAAGGAGUCGUCGGUUCCUUUCAGGGAAAGGCUAAAAAUUAUGGCUGGAUUGGUUAAUCCAGACGAGGUCCAACUGAGUUCUGCUGAGAAGAAGCUUUUAAGUGCUUAUAAUGAUAAACCAGUGCUUUCGCGCCCUCAACACAAUUUCUUCAGGGGACCUAAUUAUUUUGAGAUUGACCUAGACAUACACACGUUCAGCUACAUCUCCAGGAAAGGGCUUGAAUCAUCCCGAGACAGAUUGAAGAAUGGGGUAUUUAAUUUGGGAUUAACAAUCCAGGCACAAAAACAAGAAGAAUUACCGGAGCAAGUCUUGUGUUGUAUGCGCUUGAAUAAGAUUGAUUUUGUAAACCAUGGUCAAAUACCUACUCUUGUUACCAUGGAUGACUCACUUGGACCAGCACCUGUGGCGUCCUGAAGGGUUUGCAAUAAUUUAUUAGUUCCAGCGAGAAAUUGAUCAGAAGAUGUAUUUUUUUUGUUUUUGUUUUUGUUUUUUUUUUGGUAAACAUUAGAUCGUUACUACCCAUUCAAUGGUGCAAAGGACUGAAUAAAGAAAAAUGAGAAGCAAAUGGAAUAUUAUUUUGCAAAAUGGCAUCAAAAUCUUGUACAUAUUGUACCCGUUAUGCUUUAUUACAAUUCAUUUGCCAA